GAAAAUGUAAAAGCCAAAAUUCAAGACAAAGAAGGUAUUCCUCCUGAUCAACAAAGAUUGAUUUUUGCUGGAAAACAAUUGGAAGAUGGCCGUACUCUUUCCGAUUAUAAUAUUCAAAAAGAAUCUACACUUCAUCUUGUUUUGCGACUUCGUGGUGGAAUGCAAAUUUUCGUCAAGACUCUCACGGGUAAAACUAUUACUCUUGAAGUUGAAGCUUCCGAUACAAUUGAAAAUGUAAAAGCAAAAAUUCAAGACAAGGAAGGUAUUCCACCUGACCAACAGAGAUUGAUCUUUGCUGGAAAACAAUUAGAAGAUGGACGUACACUUUCCGAUUAUAAUAUUCAAAAAGAAUCGACUCUUCACCUUGUACUUCGUCUCCGAGGUGGUCGAUGAUUUCAUACAUUGAAUUUCGUUUUAAUAUGGAUAAUAUAUAAAAUAAAAAAAUAGAAAUAAAUUUUUUUACUUUUAUUCAUAAUAGUUGCUUAUGUAAUAUAAUUCUGUGAAUGAUACAUCCUGAUAAAUAAAUGGUAUUAUUAAAAAUAUA
Apis florea (little honeybee) is the source of this 544-nucleotide messenger RNA. RefSeq names its product Polyubiquitin-63E (gene Ubi-p63E). Gene Ontology annotation, molecular function: protein binding. NCBI's taxonomy places the organism in Eukaryota, Metazoa, Arthropoda, Insecta, Hymenoptera, Apidae. The record is from RefSeq and is a predicted model, not a curated record.